This is a messenger RNA of Belonocnema kinseyi, 621 nucleotides long. RefSeq lists its product as uncharacterized. The transcript is spliced from 3 exons. The coding region runs from base 1 to 621 and encodes 206 amino acids. The record is from RefSeq and is a predicted model, not a curated record. Gene Ontology annotation, molecular function: nucleic acid binding. Lineage: Eukaryota; Metazoa; Arthropoda; Insecta; Hymenoptera; Cynipidae.
AUGGAUUUUAAAUGUAAUAGUGUGAUUGCUUUAUAUUUAGCUGGAAAAUCACAACCAGCGAUUGUUUCUCGUUACAAUAAUACUGGUAACAUCGCAAAACGUCAUGGAGGUGGUCAUAAAAAUACUGAAACGUCACGUGAGAUGGUUCAAAAAGUGAAGAAGCGACUUGAGCGAAAUCCCCGAGGAAUAGCCAAUCAAAUGACAAAAGAACUGAAAAUAUUCGACCGUAGCAUUCGCCGCAUUCCGAACAUUGUGUUUUCUGAUGAGAAAAUUUUUCCAAUUGAGCAAUUCCUAAACUCUGAAAGCGAUAGGGUUUACUUGACCGACCGUUCAUAUGAGAAUUUGAGUCAUCGAUUGGCCACCAGGAGACAGCACCAGCAACAGAUAAUGGUUUGGGCCGCUGUAACCGCAGAUGGGUGCUCUCCAAUCGUUUUCAUCGAGUCUGGCAUCAAGAUGACCAGAGGAAAGACAAUAAUGGAAAGCCCUAUACCAAACAGCCACCAAGUUAAAAGAUGCGGCAUUAACGUGUUUCUUGAGGGUAGCAGUAUUAUGCUCGAGGACCGUCAGCUCUUUCCCCUGGAGGUCGAAUCUCUGGAAAAUCCCGGAAAAGCUUAUGUCUAA